Molecule: messenger RNA, 16617 nt
Organism: Cherax quadricarinatus
Lineage: Eukaryota; Metazoa; Arthropoda; Malacostraca; Decapoda; Parastacidae
Source: RefSeq, a predicted model, not a curated record
GCAGUGGCCGGCCAGGCGCACACUCCUCCUUCAUCUUCUUCCCUUAUUUACACUAUCCCAGUGGACUUACCCUUGUCAGGAGACACCACACCCGACACUGUAGUCUUUCGUGAUGCUUCAUGUCAAUGUGCAACAGCAAAUAAUCCGGUGAAGCGUAAGAAGAACGUGAAAUAAGAACGAGCUUUAGAGUCGGGGAGCUGUAACAGCUGCUACCACAAUCUGCAGAAGAUGUGGUAACUACAUGAGCAGUGCGUAAUGGAAUGGUUAGCUAAGAAAGUAGUCGCUGCUUUGGUUAAUCGAUUCUUUGGUCAGUAUCUAGAGGAUAUAAAUACACAAGAGGUAAAUGAUGCCCUUCUCUCAGGUCAGAUCAACCUCACAAACCUCAAGAUCAGAAGAGAUGCUCUGUGUUUUCUUGACGUUUAUUAUGGAAGUCCGCUCCCCAUAGAAGUGAAAAAGGGUGUAAUUGGCAGGAUAUCACUCACUAUUCCGUACAGUAGUUUCUUCACACAACCAGUGGUGAUCAAUAUUGAAGAUGUGUUCAUACUGGUAACACCAGUGCUAGAGUAUGAUGCAGAACGGGAGAGAGACCUGGACCGUGCCAGGAAGCGGCAGACUCUGGCAUACUUGUUUCCCGAUCCAUUGCCCAUUGAUGACAUACAAGAUUCUACAAGUCUCUGGGGUUUACUAUAUAACAGAAUAUGGAACAACCUAGAGCUGCACAUCAACAAUGUUCAUAUUCGGUAUGAAGACACUUAUUCGUGUCCCGGGCCACUCAUCAUUGGAGUUUGCUUACAAUCUCUAUCAGCAGACACAACAAACCAUAAGUGGAAAAAGGCCCAAGUUGAUGGAAAUGCAGCAACAGUCAACAAGGUUGUAGAUUUUGUAUCUGCCUCGGUGUACAUUAAUCCUGGAGGUGAACAUCAGCGUCUAGUUAAACCUCACAUCAGUUCUGAACUAUGGCAUCAAUAUCUACAAGAGGGGCUUAAGACCUUUUCCAUUAAUGAUGAGCCCUUUCAGUUUGUUCUUCAGCCUGUACGAUGUAAGGUAAAGAUGAGACAGCAGAUGAAGAGAGAAGCCAGAGUUCCUGGGCUUCUGGUAGAUGCUGUAAUCAAGGAUGCUGCUCUUGCACUCUCACAUCGUCAGUAUGUUGCUCUCACAGAGUUAGCUGAAGUCUUCACCUUUGUUAAUACCAACAGGCGCUUUUUGAAGUAUCGACCUGCAGUGCCCUUAAAGCGUCAUGCAGAGGAGUGGUGGCAAUAUGCAACUAAUGCCAUAAUUCAAGAACAGAUUAGACCUUUCUCAUGGGAGAACAUUAAGAAGCACAGGUCUAUAUAUAAGGAGUAUACAAGUCUGUAUAUGAAGCAUCUUCUGGAAGGAUACACCAGUGAACUGGAAGCUGAUUUAAUGAAGUUAGAAGACACAUUAAAUCUCACCAACAUUGUGCUGGCUCGCAUGCAUGCCAAAAUAAAGAUUUCUCAGGAUGAGCCAAGUCUGGUGCAUCCAGUGGAGCCAUCUGGUGCAGGCUGGUUCUCCUGGCUGUGGGGGAGUGAUGGUGUUAGUGUCGAGGAUGAAGAUGAUGCUGUAGACAUUGUGGGGUCUCGUAGAAAGAAUGGACCAUUUACUUCUCUGACAGAAGAUGAGAGGAGGCAGCUUCGCACAGCUCUUAUGCAGAUGGAUGGACCUGGGGAUGAUGUGCAUCGAGAUGAUAUUGAUCACAAGGCAUAUUUGUCCUUGCAAAAUGUGAACCUGACCCUCAGGAACGACGUGCACGAUGUUGCCCUGGCUUCCCUCUCGGGAUUUGUCAUGAGCGCAGAAAAUCGCUUUGGUGUCAAGUACCAGAAAUUAUCCGUGAAGGCAGAAUCUUUUAACUUAGAAGCUUCAAAUGUUGAGCAAGAGUUGGUUUAUGUUAUGAAGUUAGUGGAUGGCACUCCAUCUGCAGGUUAUGGGAUUGCCUUUUCAGUCGACCUGGAACGUAACCCCCUGAACGUGGCUUCAGAUUAUGCUGUGACAAUGAAGCUGGAUCCUCUGGAACUUCUUUACAAUCAGCAUGCUUGUGCCGAGAUGGUCUGCUUCUUCAGAGUGCCUAAUACGGAGUACCGACGCUUCGAAGACCUGGCUAAGGAUACACUCAGUGAAGUCGUCAACACAGGAAGGGCUGCCAUGGACUAUGCCAUUGCUAGACACAAGACAGUCAAUUUAGACAUUGAUAUUAAGAGUCCUUACAUUGUUUUACCAGAAUAUGGCUCGAUUCAGAAAGGUGGAAAUGUGUUGGUUUUAGAUAUUGGUGGCUUGAAAGUUAAUAGUGAAAUUGGUGGGCAAACGGUAGACUUGGAAGAUGCAACGAGAAUGGAGUUGGAGGAACGACUCUAUGACCGUCUAACAAUUACGGUAAUGCAGCUGCAAGUUUUGUUUGCAGAUUCUGGGGAUGAGUGGAGAGUCCAUAGAACAAGAGAUGAUUCAGAUUCUCACUUACUCCCCAGAGUAAGAGUGAAGAUUGAUCUUGCGAACAGUAUUCAUCCGGAAUAUCGGCAGCAGCCAAAGCAGAAAGUUGAUAUUCAUAUAACUCCUCUUAAACUUAAUCUUUCAGAUAACAAAUUAAGUCACUUGGUGGAAUUUGCACACCACUUACCAGUGAUACAAACAGACAUGAUUGUUUCAGAUUCUGUUGAUAGUUGUGUAUCAAAGAGACAUCAGUUGGACCCUUACUAUUGCUUAUUAGAUCCAAAUGUUUCAGAAUUAACAUACAUUAGAAACAACCUCUCAAACAAGCUCCAAAAGAAAAAACUUGUUGCAGACUCUGUGGAUACUCAUUCAACUCCACCUUUGCUCAGGCACGUUCGGCCACUCUCACAGAGUGACACUAUAUCACAGACAAGCCUGGAACUUGAAAGAUAUUUCUCCACAUCUGAUAACAGUGAUGACGAAGGGGAAUCAUGGGGCAAGCCAGUUGAUUUACCAGGGUUUGAAGAUAACACUUCUCCUAAAAACAUGAUCACUGUCUUAUCUCGGUUUUGUAUCGAUGAAAUUGUAAUUGGCAUAUCUAGAUCAAGUGAACAUGGAGAUAGACCCUAUUUGAUGAUCAGAGCAACUCAUUUAGUAGUAGAAUCAGCAAUGAUGGAUUAUGGUCCUGCUGUACAAAUAACACUUAGUUCGCUGCAUCUUGUUGACAAGUAUCAUCACAGCCCAACAGGUGAAUAUUUAGAGUUAGUGUCAUCACCACAAGUGGGCAAUACAUGCAUUGCUACUCUACUCUACCGCAAAGUUCGUGCGAAUUGCCCAGACUUUAAAACGCAUUUUCAUUCCUGUGAACAAAGUUUGGUCUUGGAUUUUGCAACCCUUAAUGUUGUUUGGCAUCGAGGAUCUAUCAUAACUCUAACAAAUUUUCUCACAUUGCUUGCAGCAAAACUGGGGCACAUAGAGCAACAUAUUCCCAAAAUCAGUAUUCCAAAUAGCUUUAUAGUAUGGUUAAAGUCUGGUCCUGAAGAUCCACCAGUUCCUACAGGAGCAUCCAAGUGGUCCUUUGCCUCACACCUUCACACACUUAAUCUCAAACUCUGUGAUAAUGAAGUGGACUUCCUACAAGCCAAGGUUGGGGGUUUCCAGGGAGAAUGCGUUUUUAAAGCUAACGAAAAGAAAAUCUUCCGUGCAUCACUAUCUGAAUUGUCCGUCGAUGAUGUAUCUGAUAUAACUCUUCACUCACGAAUUAUUGAUAUUGAAGAAGACAGAGUGUUUGAUGUGAAGCUUGUUCAUUUUAGCCCCACGCACAAAGGUGUAGAUGAAAUAGACACUUCUCCCCAAGCAGUUGAUCCAGAUGCUUCCCUGAGGAUCAGAAUUGGUAGAAUACAGUGUAUAUUCCUCUGUAAGUUCUUUGCUGAUCUUCAGCGAUUUAUGGAACCUCUUCUAAACAGAGAAGGCACACAGGUUGCUCUCAAGCAAGCUGAGAAAGUAGCAGAAGCAGGUAUUGAAGGAUUUGUCUCUGGAAGAAAAUUAAGUUUAAGCAUUGAUAUUCAUGCUCCUACUGUUCUUGUCCCACAGAAAUCUGAUUCUCCUAGUUUAUUGGUAUUUAGCCUUGGUUAUUUAAAGAUAGAUAAUCUGUUUAAAGUGGCACAUACAGGUGGAGGAGGAGUCAUUGAAAAUAUUUUAUUAGAAUUGGGACCCAUGCAUGUUUGCCGAGCUGUGAUGACUCUUGGGGGCGGAUUAGAGAUGCAGGAGGAUAUACUGGAGCCUGCCACUCUUAGAGCAGAUAUCAAACGCUCACUCAUACCUCAGUGCCGAGAUCUUCUCUCAUGGGAUAUUAGUGUUCACAUGGGGGUUCUCUGUAUUAACUUAGGACAACGAGAUCUCAACACCAUAUUGGCUGUUAUGUCUCAAAACAGAGCAGAAGCCCAGUUCUCAGACACAAGUAUCCAUUCUCAACCAUUAUCACCAGUUGAACUCGGGACACCUCUUGCUGGCAGUGAUGACAAUAUGGGUAAACUACAAGCUUUCUUAACACACUCAAUAGACAUAUACCGUAUUGCAGAUGCUCUUGUUUCUUUAGAUGGACUAACUCUUACACUUUAUACUGAUAUGGAUGAAGUACUGAGUUCACCAGUUCGUGAUGCAGCAACUGCAUUAUGUCGCUUAGAAGUUGGAGAAAUUGAAGUACACGGUGAUAUGAAUAAUGAUCGAAGUAUGGAUAUGAGACUCACUUUGCAGUCCUGUGAUUUGUUCGAUGUAAGGCCUGACAAUGAUUACCAUGUAGUUAAAAAAAUAUUUGGGCACUAUAAUAAUGAAAUGCAGAUGGCUUCUGGAAGAUUUAGCGUAAGUGUCCCUCCAAUGAUGGAUCUCAUGUACAAAGUUAGUCCAAGUGGAGAUGCGGCAGUAGAAAUAAGCAUUGAAAGAACUAGAUUGAAUAUGUCUGUUGGCUUUGCAUUAGCCCUCUACAAAUAUAUUAAUGAUGCAAUUCCUAAUACAGGAAGCAUAAGUGGAGGGAUUUUAAAUCCAGGCUUUGUGGGUGACUUGGGUACAACUGUUGAUGGUGUAAGAGUCAUUCGACGUCCUCCCAGUUCUGUAGAUAGUACUAGUGGCUACCUCUCAACUGUAACUAGUAACACGGAUGAGCAAAAAACAAUUUCCAUUUCUUUGAAGGUAAAACAUCCAGAAAUAGUGUUAUUUGCUGACCCUGAAGAAAGGAGUAGUAGAGUACUGGUCGUGAGAUGUGAAAUUCAUAUUGAUUAUUCUCGACACCCUGGCAACGAGAGCUUUCACAUAACUUUAGACGGGUCUCAGGUAUUUGCCACUACAUAUACUCAUGCUGGCCAGAGUCCAUAUUCUAUCAUGGAGCCAUCUGAUAUUGAAGGCUCUUGGAUAUUCCGUAGUGUUGAGGAAGGCGUCAAAGCAGAGUUAAAAGUUUCUCACAUAAAUCUUCACCUGAAUCCUCCUGUAGUUCACCUCCUGAUGGAUGUGGUGGAAGAACUUACCACAAGUCUUAGUCCACAGUUUGUACCCAUAAGGCUUCACCUCCCAUCGGCUGACUUAGAAGACUUGUGGUCUCCUAAACAACUUGUUGCAACAAUUUCUCCAAUAAAUCCAGAGGAAGAAGUGUACAUUAAGCCUGAGUACCCAUCAAGUAAGCCACAGCAACACUUGACUAUAAGAGUUCCAGCAGUUACAAUGUCACUUGAAAAGCAAGCAAUGAAAACAGCAGUACCUGUACUUUUACUGAAGGGAUCUGCAAGUGCAGAGGUUAAUGACUGGUCCAAGCUGAUGUACACCAAAGCAGAAAUUCAGUUACAAUUAUCUUGUUACAAUGAAGAAUUUUCCGCAUGGGAGCCUAUUAUUGAACCUGUAAGUGAAUCAAAUAAAGUAAUGAGACCUUGGGAGGCUGUGGUGUGCACAUUACAGAAUCAAGCUCAACCCAUUGGUAUUAAGCGUAGCCAACCAGGACGCCACUAUGAUUCUAUCGAUAGUAAUUCCACAGCCAAUAGAAAUAGUUACAUUAGUUGCCCAAUAGAAGAGUCAGAUUCUUCCACUGAUGAGGAAUAUCAGGACAAUGAAAUGGUGGUACUUAGGCCUCAUGCAUCAUCCAAAGUAAAACGAGUCAACACAAAACGUUCAACAACUGACUUAGGAAAUCUUUCAGGUUAUCCAUUGGAUUCAGACUCGGAAACUGAGGACGGUGUGCUCCACAAGAUCUCCAAUGCCUUCAUACACAUGUUUUCAAGUGACUCAGAGGGAUCAGAAGAAGGUAGCAGCGAUGAAAUACUUGAAGAUGGAAAAGAGACCUCCGAAGAAAUUCAAGAUGAGGGUUCAGAACGGUCAACUAGUGAAGGUCAUGAUACUCCUGAAGAUGGAGAGGCUGCUGUGUUCUCUCCUCCUAAGCUCAUUCCAGAUGCUAUUGAUGGCAUAGACCCAGAGCUGGAAGGUGACACUGGAGAACUAGCCACAUGCAUCUUUGUUGACUCUAGGGAUCACCUGGAAGUCACUCUCACACCACAUAUAAUGAGAGCUAUUUACAACUUGGUGUCCGAAUACCUGGACAAACCUAUGGAGCCACAACCCAUUGUGUCUUCUCUGCGUAACACUGUACAAGACAUAAUCCUCAACAAUGAAAUUGGACCCAAUUCGAAAGUCACAGUAUUGGCCCAGGAGGAGAUUGAUGGUGUUACCAAGUUUGACGUUGUGGCUUCAGCCAAGUAUCAAGAGCCUGACUCUUUGCCUUCUAGUCCCGCAUCAGGCAAGAGUCGAAGCCGGGGAGAGUCUGCUUCCGAGGAUGAUUCUUGUGCUGAAAGGCACCCAGGUUAUCUGAAGGAGUCUGGUCGCAGUAAACUUCCCAACUCUGCCUCAGUAUCAUCUUUUGGCUCCAGGAAAGGAGGCAGCACGUGGUCGCUGAUUGGUGACUGGGACCACCUAAGUUUGAAAUCAUGUGCUGGGGUUUCAACCUGGAACCUCUUUUCUGAUAUACCCCUGCUGGAGCCUCAGUUUGACCAGUUCUGCCCCAACCCUGUUACUCUUUAUCAAGAUAUCACAAAAUAUCAAUUGAAAAUUAGUGUUCCUGGAUUUGAUGAACUCACAGUCUUUGUUGGUACAAGAUCACGAAGCCGCAUCUUCCAGUUAAGUCCACCACGAAAUGACCGGAGAUAUCACAUUAUUGUUACCGUUCAGGUGGACCACCUCACCACCAAAGUUACAGUUCGAAGUCCACUGCAGAUUUUGAAUGAUAUGCCUCUACCUCUCAACAUUUGCUUCAAGAAGAGUAUUAUAGAGAUGCUUAGUUCAUCAAUGGGAGAGCUGCACACUAGAGUGGUGUCACCUGUCAACCCCUUUGAGGCUCAUGUUCCCAUGGUCACCCUGCAGCCAGACCAAGUUUUCACAGUACCUCUUACUGUUGCUUAUCACUCCCCUCUACAUAUCCAACCUGCUGCUGCAGACUAUGGCAUUAGUGAAAUCGGAGUGUGGUGGAAGGAUGUGCUUUCAUCUACUUGUUCUUAUCUACUCACCUGUAAACCCAAGUCAGAGCACGACCCUGACAUUGCUGCAGCUGUGACAAUUCAAGAAAGCAUGAAAUUAAGUAGCCUUCAGUGGGAAGGACUGAGUGGAGUUCUUCCAAAUUACACACUGCGACUGUCACCACCUCUUACCAUAUACAAUCAUCUUCCAUGCACUCUGGUUGUGACACAUCCAGUACUUGCUCAGCCUCUCACUCUUGAUCCUGGGGCUCUAACCUCUCUCUAUAAAGUCAAUCUGCAGGAGAAGCUGUGCCUAGAAGUUCAGGUGUGUAAUUAUUUAGGCAGUGAUUGGAAUGGUACUCUUGAAAUAGGAGCAGAGAAAGGUGAUCACCAUCGAACACUUUCUCUAAGUCACGGUGAUGGCAAUGCUCGUAAAAAACUUGAUUUGGCACUUUACUGUGUCAGAGAAGGAUCAACUUCUAUUUAUGUAUAUUCUCCUUACUGGAUUGUUAACAAAACUGGACUUCCAUUACACAUUAGAGGAUCAAGAUCAAAGAAUAUAUAUGAUCUGAAUGGGUCUGAAGAUAUAAUCUUAUUUCGGUACAAGAGAAAUUAUCCAUAUAAACUUAAGAUAAGAGUUCUUGAGAGUGAUUGGUCUCGUCGGUGGAGCUGCGAAGCUGUCGGCUCCUGUGGUGUUGUUGUUUGUACUGAUAGUGUACGUGGCAGAAAGUACAGAAUUUUGGCUAAGGUUAAGCAGUCAACCUUAACAGCACAAGCCCCAAUUGAGGGAGUUCAAGGACCAAACCGGGGCAAACUUCACUUAACAAAGAUGGUAACCCUGAUGCCAUACUUCUUAAUACGUAACCUUACUGCCCGACCACUUAAGUUUAUGCAAGAGAAUGACAAAGUGGAGCUCUGGUACGACAUUCAUCCUCAGCAGUGUAUGGCAUUUUGGCCUGACAGUGAAAACAUGCACAUGGUUGUACGUUACCGUGACCAGCAAGUGAGAUCCCAACAUUUUCACUUCAAUUCCAACCACUCGACAGUUGUUCGGAUGGAAAAGGGGAGAGCACUGAAUGUGAGUGUGUCUGGUGUGGGGUCGGAUCACCCAGUGACAAUCACCUUUGACAAAUAUCAAGCAGGUGAUGCACCAGUUAGAGUUGAAAACUGGUGUGACGAUGUGCAUCUUCGUAUUCACCAAAAAGGCUCAAACCAAACACAUCUCUUGGCACCACACCAAUCACAACUGUACACUUGGGAUGACCCAACAUUGCCACAUGAACUCCUCUGGAACAUCUACAACAGAAAAAGUGAAGACCUGCCUGCUAUCAUCAGUAAGGAUGAUCAUGGAAGUAAAUGUGUAACUAUUACAUCGCUCAAACCUGCUAUGGUGAGAACUAAAUCUCAGUCCUGUAUGGGGACUCCCAAGACAAGGCCAAAGAAACUCGGGCAGCGGCAAAGGUCUAAAACUACAGCAUCAACCUCAACAGAUUCAGAUGACGAGACUGACAGUGCUGCUGAUAAAGUACAUAGUCAGUUCUUAAUCCCAGACCACAGGUCCCAGCUGACAAAGACACGAAGAGAUAAAAUGCUAGUGCACUGGGUGAGUUACAAGCAGGGGAGUCAACGAGUAUUACUCUUUACCCAGUCUGAUCGCCUGGCUGCUACCACCCGACUUCCAACCGAGAGAGCCUCUGUUGAACUGUGCCUUGCUAUGGAAAAGAUUGGUUUAUCUCUUGUUAAUGAAGGGCAGCGAGAAGUAGCAUACAUGAGCUUAAUGCCAGGAGCAGCAAAAUGGGAGUUAGAAGUAGAUGGAGUGUGGAAAGUUCCUCCCAGUUUAGAGCUUAUAGCCUGGCUAGAAGAUCAGUAUUUACAUAACAGACAUUCCAAGGUUAACCUUAAAAGCUCACUCCAGAUAAAAAAGAGAACAGUUCAGACAGAGGUAGAUUUAUCAAAGAUGUACAUGACUCGACCCUUCAGUGGAAAGCUGCGGCGAACAAAAAAGCCAGCACUGUGGCUCCACUACAGACAUUCUCAGCAUUACACUUAUGCCUCUGCUCAGCUGCAUCGCAUUCAAGUUGAUAACCAGCUCUUGGAUGCAGUGUUCCCUACAGUCUUCUACCCAUCCAAUGAGAAUGGUACCAUCCAACCUUGUUUAUCAUCAUGUGUGCUCCUUCACCGUGUAGCCGGACAACUUACCACCAUAAAGCACCUUAGUCUAGUAGCCCAAGAAUUUUUCUUAAAGCUAGACAAGGGUUUCCUGCUGUCUGUGUAUGAUGUACUGGAACCCUUACUGCCGAGUCUUCACUCCAGAAGCAUUCACACAGAGUUGAAGAAACUGAAGACACCAAUUACAUUUUCUGCAAUGAAGAAUCUACAUACAACUGAUGAAGGGCCUCAUGUUGAACGUGUGUGUGUUGCUGGGCUGCAGGUUCGCUUCUCUUUCUCACCACGCGGAACUGUCUUGGGCAAUCAUGGUCAGAAUGAUGUUUUGGAGUGGUUCCUGACCUCACUUGGAGCAACACUUACUGAGAUGAAGAACGUCUCGAUCAGAAUUGGACAUUACGAGAGACAAUCAAUACCAUGGGAUAAGUUGGUAGUGGACUUUGUAGACCAUGCCAAGUAUCAACUAGUACAGCAGGUAUAUGUUUUGGUAUUGGGGUUAGAUAUUCUUGGCAACCCAUACCAGAGACUGCGUGACCUCUCACAAGGUGUCAAAGACCUGAUAUACCAGCCAGCAUUGGGAAUCAUUGAUGGACCUGACGAAUUUGCAGAAGGAAUUGCUCGUGGUGCACAGAGUUUAAUGGGGCAUGUAGUGGGAGGUACUGCUGAUAGCCUUAAUCGUAUCUCCUCAGCACUUGGAAACACAAUUGCUUUGCUCUCGUUUGAUCAAGAUUAUAGAAAGAAACGUGAAUACAGGUUAGAAAUGCAAAGCUCAUUUCCACUAACCAUUGUCCGGGCUGGCCAAACAUUCGUUAUGGGUGUCGUACUUGGUGUAUCUGGUGUGAUCGUCAAGCCAAUUGCAGGUGCUCAACAAGAUGGAGUCGAAGGCUUUUUUAAAGGCCUUGGCCGAGGAAUUAUGGGUCUGAUUACCAAGCCAACUCUUGGGGUCAUUGAUUCGGUGGCAAUGGCUUGUGAUGGGAUUAGGCGUGCAGUUGAUCUUGGUUAUGAUGUCAUCCUAAGGUCUCGUGUACCUCGGCACGUGUCUCCAUUCAUAGCGAUGCGUCCAUAUGACAGCCACGAAGCUGCAGGAAUGACACUUUUAGCAUCACUCAGCCAUGGACAUUAUAUGCAAACUGACUGGUAUAUUGCACAUGCCACACUCUCUGAAUCAAACAGACCUGAUAUUAUUCUCAUCUCAGACAAGCACAUCUUCAAGCUAGAACGCUGCAGCUUAUGGGGAGGUUGGGACAUCAGCUGGAAGGUUGCAGUACGUAAUUUGUUGCAUCAGCCAACUCUCAAAGAUAAUUCUAUACUAUUGGUUCUUAGACAGGAUGAAAGCCAUAGCCAGUUGUCAGGCUCUGAGCACGAAAUCAAGAGUAAUGACGUCGAUGUGUUACUAUAUCUAGUACGUUGGAUUGAAGUCUUGACAACAUUACAAAUGGUAGAUCAGCCAUGCCCAACGACUCGGUGAAUACAUCACUUUUUAUAUUUUUUAUAUUUUCUAAAAGUUUUGCUAUAAAUGAGACUGGUAGCAGCAUGACCUCUUUUCCCAAUAGAGAGAAUGUGUAAUUACAUAGAGAAAAAAGCUAUAGUUCAGCUCAAGAGUCAUUCCUCAAAGUAAACUAUUAAUUAAAUAUAUGCCAUGUUAACAAAUCUUUUACAUUCCAUGUUGGGUUUCCUAGUCAUGUAUACCAUAUUUGUUCUCAAAAAUAACAUUGCAGCAUUAUCAUUCAUACAAGAGGAUGGAUUUUAGAAAAAAUAAAUUGUAAGAAUGACUUCAAGGAUUUUUUUUGUCUUCAUGUCAGAUGCUGUAUAAGCAGAAUGUAAUUUAGGAAGUUACUGCCAACUCUUGUAUGCAAUUAAGGAAAUCUUCCCACUUACAUAUGCUACAUAGUUACAGAAUUUAUUGUUGCUCAGAGCAUUUCAUUUAAGAUACUUCAGUAUUCACAUUUCACAUUUUCAGAGUAUUUGUGGUUGUAACAAAAGUUAUAUUCCUUUGUGGAAUAAGUACAGGGAAGCCAUAUUCUAGAUCAACUAUAUUGCAUAAGUACUUAACAUUUUUGUCAGUGAUUAUAAAUGACUUGCAUAUAUUGUAUGGGUUCAUGAACAGGAUGUAGAGGUGUAAUGCAAACAGGUAUGGGUAUAUUGUGUCUAUACCCAUGAUUUUACUAGAUGUACCACUAAGGAGUUGCAGGUUUCCAAGAACUAUUUUGUUACUGGUGGUAAAUAUAGGUUUUUAUUGAAUUAAAAUGCAGUAUAUUCUCAGCCAUAAGUCAAAACUUUUUUCUCAGUUUAAUAGAAAUUGCUCUAACAUAUGCCCCCACUUUUUGGCUAAGAUAUAAAACCACUUGUAUCAGAAAAUUAAAAGCAUGAGGAAUACUUUAGUGCCAGUAGUAACGUAUCAGACUUUUAUGCUGUGCAGUACACUAUACCAAAAUUAUGCUUGACGUAGAGUAUGCUUUUUGUAUUCUAUAGCAUUAUUAUUAUUAUUAUUAUUAUAGAAGUUUAUUUCAUUAAAUAUUGUAUGUAAGAUAGUAUUUAUUAAUCUAGGCAUUGGGAGUAGAGUUGACAGCCCUGCCAUGGGCAUUUUUUUUUCUUUUAGAAUUGUAAAGCAUAUAAAACUAUAUUAGAAAUCAUAAGUUUAUAAAAAAUAAGUAUGCCUUACCUUUCCUUUAAUUUUCACUUAAACAUUUUCUCCUGUCUCAAUCUUGGGCAUUAGGUGGGAUUCUACUACAUACAUGAAAACCUAAAUUACCUCUACACAACAUAUAUAAUAUGUGAAAUAGUACAAUAAUGUUCCAGAAAUCCUAGAAGUUAUCCACAAAAAACAAAUUCCAGUACAUUACGUACAAUCUGCCUCCCUCCUGGCAGCCAAGCACUAUACCCAAUGCCAUCCCUUGCUGGUGACCAAGUUUUCUGUGCAUGAGAGAUUGCAUGUGACUGUAUGUUCAAUAUACAAAAUCUGUACUAGUAAUUUUUAUCACUUUCAGUACCAGUAGACAUAAUUGUAUAACAUGUUACCCAUCAUAAAUGUACAAAUAAGUCAAUAUGCACUACAGUAUAUUCCACAUAUUAGAAGUAAAUAUUUAAACAUGUAUAAUAGUUCCAAGAACAUGCAGAUUCCCACAGCUUGCAUGUCACAUUGAGCAGCAGACACACACAGAUUGCAUUUAUUGAAAUACUGUACUGAACUUUUAUGGGUCAUUCAGUGAAGUGAACAAAGUACCUACCUAGAGGUUGUUCUGCCCAGUCCUUAACCAGGCCUCCCGGUGGAUCAGGGUCUAAUCAACUAGGCUGUUACUACUGUCCACACACAGUCCAAUGUACGAACCACAGUAGAAUGUAUCGACAAGUACUUAUGUUAAAGAGAUGCAAUGUAAGGUUUAUACCAUUUUAUGAAGGAAAUGUCUUGUUCAUUAGGGACUUUAUAUCUUGGCAGAGAUGAGCAAAAUGGAGCAUAUAUGUAGUGGAAAAAACACGAGGUGAAAUAUAGAAUUGGGUGGGUCAUGUCACCUGUUGUCAUGUGACUUGGCUAAGCAAAAAUUAGGAUUGACUAGUAGGCCAACUGCAGUGGUCAAAUUUGCUGAGAAUAAAUUUAGCAAAUGCUUCUGAAACCAGCAGUAAACUCGAUUUUCUUUGCAAUAGUGUUAGUCAUGGCAGGAAGAGCAGAUUCCAAGCCUGGUCUGUUCUGUCUCCUUCCAUUAUAAGUAGUUUGGCACUGGAAAAGUUUAUCAGAUGGUUCUGUGUUGCAGGGAAUAAUAUAAGUGUUGUGUUAUCUUUCUGGCAGGCACCUCUGUUUGCUGACCUUCAUGUUCAGGUCCCUAGAAGUUUCAUCCACAUAAAACUUAUCACAACCUUCACUUGUUGUCAUGUAGAUGCUGGAAGUGGUGUCUUUUGCCAGUUUUAUUUUUCACUAAAUCCUUUAUGGUGAUGAAGGAUAUACAUAGUUAGCUGUGGUUAAGAUUUUGAGGUCAAUGUUUGUGUUGCUCUAAGGUCGAGCUAUUUGCUGUGGUUGGACUUUCAUCUGGCAUUGUCUUUGCUUACUUCCUGCAGUUGGUGGUGAUGUGCUGUGGACAGCAAAGUUUAAGGAAGGCUUUACUAGUGUAGGCUCAUUCUUGAUAAGUAAGACAUGUGCAACAGUUAAGUAUCUUUAUUCCAAAACGUUCGCUUACACAGUAGGCUUCUUCAGUUGAUUACAGAGGAGGCAGCAGCAGAAGCAGUAGAGACGUAAAGAUAAUAUAAUCAGUCCAUCACCCUUGAAGAAGUAGUUCUUCUUUGAAGAAGAUGGGUUUUGAAGAAAUCUUGUGAUCCCUUAGGAAGAAACCAACAAGUGUCCUAUUUUUUGUUCUGUUGUGAUGUGAUAGGUAGUGAAGUAAAUAUAUAUAUAUAUAUAAUUCUUGUUAGCUGGUUUGCAGUAUACCUUAAAAUCAAGUUUAUGUUUGACCUUACAAAUUAUGACAUCCAGAAAACGUACAGUAUAUAUCUGUCUUUUUCCUCUAAUGUGACAAAUUUUAUUAAAGAUUCUACCAAGUUUGUCGUUGAGGAGGUUGAGGUUACCUCUUUGGACAUGUGGACAUUAAACCGAUCCUCCUCCAAGUGUUCCAUGUACAGGUUGGCCAUGACUGCACUCAUUGGUGAGCCCAUGGCCAUGCCAAAUGACUGCUUGUACAUAGAACCCUUGUCCUUUUUUUUUCUUUGGAGGUAGGGAGAAAAGAUAAAGUAUUCCCCCCCCCCCCCACCAGCAAUCCUCUCUGAUUUAUGGUUGAGAAUACCUGUAUGUGGUAAACUAUUGCAGUUUUGAUUUGCUGUAUCCACCAAAGAAUAUAAAUAAAUUUUUCCUUGCCUUCCUAACAUCUUAUGGGCAAUCAGCAGGAAAAUCUGAAUAUGCAGAAAUAUAAGAAAUUUUGCACUGUAAUUGUAAAUAGGUUUUUGCACCAUAUUUCCAGCAGUUAUUGUUAACAUUCAGAGGUCAGUAAUUUUUUUCUGUAAUAUUAUUUUUUUCUCACACAUCUGCUAUACAGUUUUGUGGUUAUAAUUUAUUAUAAUUUCAAUUUUUAUUUUAGUGUACUUAAAAUUCUACAGUGGUAAUAUUUUACUUGCAUUUUUUUCAUAGCUCAUAGUACUGUAAUUAGUCACUGUUAAAUUUAGUAACAUAUAUUAUAAAAGUGAACAUUAUGAAAUGAUAAUUUAUGGUAAGAUUUUGGAUGUCAUUGGACUACACAGCAUUUUGGAUAGUGAAUUCUUAUAUAGCCAUUCGUUAACACUACCCUGGAUUAUUUUUUUAGCUUUUGUCAUUUAACGUCAUCUGUGAAGAACAGAAAUUAGAAAUAAAUCAUUAACUGUCAAAAUUCUUCAUUUCACACUAUUGUAUAUGGAAAAUUGGUUUAUUACAACUUGUCCUAUAUUAGAACAAAAAUUUAAAAAAUUAAAAUUUGUUAUUUGAAAGGUGGAAUGGGAUCUGCAUCAUCUACAUUAGCAAGAAAAUAUGUUUCAAUUAUGACGCUUAUAAUCCAGUUAGGAUAUCACUUUGUGGAAACUGUUAUUCCAUGAUGAGAAGGUGGUAUUUAAGCAUACAGUGGUACCUCGAGUUACGAACUUAAUUCAUUCCAGAAGGCUGUUCAAGUGCUGAUACCAAAUGAAUUUGUUCCCAUAAGGAAUAAUGUAAAUUAGAUUAGUCCGUUUCAGGCCCCCAAAAAUACACUUAGAAAAGCACUUACAAAAAUACACUUACAUAAUUGUUUGAGUUGGGAGCUGUUCGAAACUUGAGGUCUGUCUGUACUUGCCUACUGACAGAUGAAGCAGGACUCCCUAACUCCCUGUGCUGUUGUUUAUGUAUUGUACUUUGAUAUUUUAAGAUAUAUUAUUUAUUAUAUACUUUUAUGAAUGUUGUUUGUUUUUAUAGAAUUUAAUUUUUUACAAUUUCAGUACAGUAUACGUAGUUUCAUAAUUAUUUAAGUUACUAUACAGUUGUAUAUAAAGUACAUAGUAUGUAUGUUGUACGUAUAGUGAUAAAGCAAGUUAUGUAUAUUUUGAAGGGACUGUGGUACUGUAUGUUGUGAUAGGGUGUCUUUCAUGUCUUGUAAUGGAUAUGUACUGAAAAAAAAAGUGUAUUCAUUUGUAAGAUAAAUUUUAUAGGAGCUACAAUAGCUCAAAGUUACUGAAUGUGCCUACCACAUGAUUUAGAUAUAUUUUCAGGGGCACAUAGCUUUACCUGUAUUAUGAAGUUUUGAUAAAUUUGGUUUAUAUGCAUGGAAAAAAAAAGUCAAAUUUGCAAAGUACGUAUAUUUAAAUAACAUGUUGCCACUGUACUUGGGUGUGUGCUUGCUUUUAUUGGACAUGCAAAAUUGCUAUGCUUUAGUGACAUGUCUGUUCUCAAAAUGCUUAAUGACCUUUAUUUAUUUUUUCUGAUAACCAAACAGCUGUUUCUUAAUCACUGCUUGUAUCUUCUUUAUGGUAAAGCCAGGUACAUUUUUGUGCGUGAAAAAUGUAUAUAAAUUAAUCAUAUUUUUAUAACUAUAUUUAUAAGAGGUUCAAUGUAUUUCCUAUCUACUUAUCCAAGUAUUUUUAUAAAUGUACUGGUAUUUAUUUGGUUGAAUUUAUUGCACAAACUUGUGUAUGGAAAAUUCUCAGUAUCUCUACUUGUGUGACAGGAAUAACAUAUUAUGACAGUUUAUAUUGGUAAACGUCACACACACUUGAUAUAACAGUCUAAAUCAUUCCUGAAAAGUAAAAGUUACCAUAUAAUUUACUUUUCUCAAUGAACAACAGAGUAUAAAUUUUAAUAUUAUAUAUACUAUAUUGUUUUCAAGGGUUAGUUAUAGCAUUGAUAUUUACCAUUCUGGAAAUAGUGGCCCGAGUAAUAUUGAUUCUUUUUACUUGAAUAUAGAAUUAUUCUGUAUUUCUGUAAAAAAAAAAAUUAAGCUUUAUAAGUUUACCCUUAACAAUAAAUCUUAAAAUAUCUUAAUUUAUUAUAUUCACAACUACAAAAUACAGGAUGCAGUCAAUAUAACACUUUUGAGACUGA